UCACCACCUUCUUCUUCAGAUCACAAGUCCUUUUCAGAUGAUAAAGACACCCAAUUGUUGUUAUCAAAUUCUGCACUCUUUCUUUCCUCUAUCUUCAUACACUCUACACUUUAACUCAGUAAAAAAACAAAAGAAAAAUAGUUUAGAAACUUAAAUCUUCAUCCACUUGAUUUUGGGUACCCUAUAGCAUUAUCAUAUUUUUGUCCUAUUACCUAUUACUUUUACCAUGUUCAAUGAACUUGCUUCAUUUAAGGGUGUUUGAAGCCUCUUUUUUAUUUUCUUCAAAGACUGCGGCAGUUUCUUUUCUCCUCUUUCUGAACUUUGUUUUCUCAUUCUAUAAGUUUUAGGUAAGAAACGUAAUCUUUAAGGUCUCAACUCUUGGUUAUGAUCGAUGAGGAAUGAGAAAGGUUUAGGUUAAGAGUUUGUCAUGAAAGAGAGAGAGAUUGCAAGAUUGCAAGCUGGAACCUGCUGUCAGUUGAGCAGCUUUCUUGCAUGAUCUAUGUUAUGCUUGUAACAUGUUUGUUUUUUUUUUUUAUCUCUUCUUCCGUUUCUUUUUUGUGUCAAUAAUUUUCCAACUGAACCAUAAAAAAAACAAAUAGAGAAAGAAAUGUUCUGUGCGCGUUUCAAGGAGGACGAACGUGCAAUUUUGGCAUCAUUGCACUAUGAAGCGUGCUCUUAGCCUUUGGCAUUCCCCACAAGCUUCAUCAGCUCCAUGAUUUUUCCCUGUGGUCGAGGGGUUAAGAGAAGGAUUGAUUUGGUCUAUGGAGGUGGUAGCGUGGGGUUGAUGGGUCUAGUUUCUCAGGCAGUUCAUGAUGGUGGACGCCAUGUUCUGGGUGUUAUCCCGAGAAGUCUCAUGCCAAUUGAGAUAACUGGUGAACCUAUUGGUGAAGUGAGAGCAGUAUCUGAUAUGCAUCAGAGGAAAGCUGAGAUGGCUCGUCAAGCUGAUGCAUUCAUUGCCCUUCCUGGGGGAUAUGGAACACUCGAAGAAUUGCUCGAAAUCAUUACAUGGGCUCAGCUUGGAAUCCACAGCAAACCGGUGGGUCUGUUGAAUGUGGAUGGAUUUUACAAUUCGUUGUUGUGUUUCAUUGACAAGGCCGUUGAUGAAGGCUUUAUUUCUCCAAAGGCACGUCGCAUUAUCGUGUCAGCCCCCACAGCCAAAGAGUUGGUUAGGGAGCUUGAGGAACAUGUGCCUGAACGAGAUGAAGUUGUGUCCAAGUUGGUGUGGGAAGAAAGACUGAGUUAUGUGGCUGAAUCCGAAGUUGCCAUGUGACUGAUGAAGAUGAAGACUUAGUUUUUGGGAUCUUUUCUAUCAUUUUGUUGUUCUUUUUUAUGUAUUUUGGGUACAUAAUAUAGUCAAUAUAUAUAUGGGCAUAGGAACCGUAGGAUCAUACAUCAUCCUCUUGUUUUGGUUUUUUUCUUUUUCCAACUUAUGUUGAUGCCCCUACUACUAUACAGAAAACGAGGGUAGGUCAAAAAUAUGAAAAAAUCAUCGAUUAAUGGAAGUUAAUUAUCUUAUC
This is a messenger RNA of Vigna unguiculata (cowpea), 1517 nucleotides long. RefSeq names its product cytokinin riboside 5'-monophosphate phosphoribohydrolase LOG7-like. Gene Ontology annotation, biological process: cytokinin biosynthetic process. The record is from RefSeq and is a predicted model, not a curated record. Lineage: Eukaryota; Viridiplantae; Streptophyta; Magnoliopsida; Fabales; Fabaceae. Gene Ontology annotation, molecular function: hydrolase activity, hydrolyzing N-glycosyl compounds. Gene Ontology annotation, cellular component: nucleus; cytosol.